CGAUCACUGUUCAGUUUAGUAGAGAUUUUUGUGCUUACUUGGUUGGCUGCUCGCGUUUUGUUCUUCCACAGAAAUUUUGAGACUCUUUUUCUCUCCUGUGUCCAGUGUUCAGUGCCUAUUGUUUUUUGUGUGCACUAUUUUGCGUUUUGUGGAAGAGAUUCGCUUCGUCUCCCCCACGCCCAGACGAGCUACUUUACAGACCUAACCCUCAGAGGACACUCCGCCACCCCCGCCAUCACUCCGCUUAGCUUGUCGGCCAACCGAUAUGCCAGCUUGACCGGUCCGCUAGCUUCGCUUUCGCUUCCUUCACCCCGUCGUCGACAUUUCCUGCAACAUUUACUUCGAGUACGAUCCCGCGGCCGUGGCGUCCACCCCGAGUGAUGAGCUGGCCGCACCUCAGGUGCUAAGUGUUCCCUGUGUCCCAGUACCCCCUUCCCCGCCUCUGACCAUGGCUAUGGUGAACAUGAACAAUCUGCUCAAUGGCAAAGACUCACGGUGGCUACAGCUGGAGGUGUGCCGGGAGUUCCAGCGCAACAAGUGUUCUAGACCUGAUACGGAGUGUAAGUUCGCCCAUCCUCCGGCCAAUGUGGAGGUGCAGAACGGCCGCGUCACUGCCUGCUAUGAUAGCAUUAAGGGCCGGUGUAACCGGGACAAGCCACCAUGCAAGUACUUCCAUCCACCUCAACAUCUCAAGGAUCAGCUGCUGAUCAACGGGAGGAAUCACCUCGCGCUGAAGAAUGCGCUGAUGCAGCAAAUGGGUCUAACGCCGGGACAGUCUCUAGUUCCGGGACAGGUGCCUACCGUGGUCGGAGGCAAGUUCCAGAUCCCCACCCCAGCACUGACUUUUGGGCAGCCUCAGUUAGGCCUGAUGGCAACGAACCCCUACCUCGGCAUGCCGCAGGUCGGCUCCACAUUUUCUCCGUACUUCUCUCCCCCCAUCAUCCCCGCAAUGAUGGGGCCCGACCCCGCCACUCAGCUUGGAAUGGUCCAGCAGACGGUCGUCACGCAACAGAAAAUGCCUCGGUCAGAUAGGCUCGAGCCGAGUGUGCUGGGCCUGCCAGUCGCAACCUCUGAGCCAAGGAAACGUCAUCGGGACCCUAGUGAUGACCUGCUACUGAUGGACAUGAAAAGUGUCGGUUCCUUCUACUACGAAAAUUUUGCCUUCCCCGGAAUGGUGCCGUACAAGCGAGCGGCCGGGGACAAGUCCGGAGUUCCUGUGUACCAACCCUCGGCCACGUACCAGCAACUGUUGCAGCCGUUCGUCCCCGUGUCAUGUGAGUACCGGGCCCCCCCCACCACUGCGCCCCUAGCUGCCUUUACUGGGGUGCCUCUCAACAAACAGCCCCCACCCCACCUUACCCAUCACCACCUGGCUGCUCUAGCCUCUAUGCGUCCCCCCGUACCCCCACCAGCCUAUCCCCCCUCCACAUCCACUGCCCCCCCGGCACUCAUCUCCGACCUGCUGGCCGCAGUCAACAACAACAACAACGACGAUGAACUGCAGCCGUACAAAAAAAUGAAAACCACUUGAGAACACUGUGAUCGAAUGUAUCUUAGCCUCGAUGUCAGAUGUGUCUAUAUUAGUGUUCCUAUAGUUCGCUAGUGCCCGCGGAUAAAUAUGAACUUAUAAUUUUUCCGAAAAAAUUUGACCGUGUCCGAGUUUUAUGUUUUUAGUUUGUUGUAAGUUUAACAUGUGCAUUUUUGAAGGUUUUGUAGUAUUAGCGUUGUAGGUUCGUUCUUUUAGGUUUGGAAAAUUCACUAUCGUUUUGCUUGUUCACUCACAGCUUCGAAUGUAAAUAUAGUGGGCUGAAAGAGGGUGGCAUGGUUGUUGUUCCCCUUGCAUUUUGUGUUCUCCUAAAUUUUAUACUCUGACUGCUCUCCGCUUUCCGGUGAAUUUCUCAUUUAUUUAUCGAACAAUUGAUUUUUAAACGGUCUUCAAUGCGGCAAUGUUAGAAAUCAAACAAAACCAAAGUGUAGUUAAGGUCAGACCUUAAUCUUGUAAUGUAUUAGCGACAUUUUGUUAAAUAUUAUUAUGUUAUUGUUUUGUUUCUGUAAAUUGUUUUUAUGUUUAAAUACUAUCGACGGUGGAAUUGUCAAUAGUGAUGUACACUUAAGAGUGCAAUGCACUAUUAAAAAUAUUAAACCGUAAACUAUAUAAGUUAUUUAGUGACUUAGCGUAAAUAGUCGUUUAUAAACUUUAGUUGUUGUAGACUUUGUUGAGUGUUAAAUAUAUCUUCAUUUCCUUCCACCUAGAAUAGUUGCCUGUUGUUGUUAUCAUCUUUCGAUGAAUAUCGCUAAACUAUGUGUUGAUAUAUGCUUGAUAAUUCUGCUACUAGUUAAAGUCUUGCUUGCUUUUGGUUUGAUUUCUUUCGUUUGCCGAUUGAGGCUGCGCUAAAAGAACGGACCUAACAUUUUACUGGUUAAGUGCCUUCUCAAUCGAUGCAAUGGCAUGCAUAGGCUGCUUCCAUUCGACACCGGAACUGUGUUUACACGUCCAAAUGCACCGUUUUCCAUAUUUAUUGUCAUACAAGUGUAUAAGUUAAAUGUAGGACGAUCGAUAAACUCGUUGUAAUUUUAAAAACACCGAUUACAUUUACACUCGCAUAUACAUUAAACACGACAUACAUUUAUAAGUACAUCGACAAGGAUUAAAUCUGUGUUAUUUAAACAUUAGGUAAAAUAUAGUCAUUAUAGCGUUAAACUAAAUGGUGUGAAGAGAUGUAUAUAAUCGACAUGAUACAUUCUAGAGUAUUUUGUGAUGUGUUGUACACUUAAUGUAUCUUUAACCUAACAAAAGUACCUACAUCGGCUUGGUCCAUGUACCGUAGGUUCGUUAUAUUUUAUCGUUUGUGUUUAUGUUACACUGUUCACAGUGUCUAGCUGUCUUAUAUAUUUAUAUUUUAACCUGCUUAGCAGAGUAUUAAGGUUAUGUGAGUCGGAUGUGCGUCAAAACGCUACUCCACUCAUGCCUGUAACGUGUCGGUUCAGUAUUAUGUAUUAAUCUUAUUGCUACCGAGUAAAAGAAAUGCAUGAUUAUUGGUUUCAAUUAA
Molecule: messenger RNA, 3050 nt
Organism: Macrosteles quadrilineatus (aster leafhopper)
Lineage: Eukaryota; Metazoa; Arthropoda; Insecta; Hemiptera; Cicadellidae
Product: protein muscleblind-like
Exons: 8
Coding region: 449-1531 (360 amino acids)
Molecular function (GO): metal ion binding
Source: RefSeq, a predicted model, not a curated record